This is a messenger RNA of Aspergillus viridinutans, 636 nucleotides long. RefSeq lists its product as uncharacterized. The record is from RefSeq and is a predicted model, not a curated record. Lineage: Eukaryota; Fungi; Ascomycota; Eurotiomycetes; Eurotiales; Aspergillaceae. The transcript has a single exon. Bases 1 to 636 code for a protein of 211 amino acids.
AUGCAGUUCCACACAGCAGAGCUAUACCUUUGCCAAAUCGCCCUCUUUGACCGGAAAACACGGAAUGACUCGAUGUUCUGGUCGUCGCUCCGCGUCGAAGCUCUAUCAAUGGGACUCGUGGCAGCCAAACAGUUCUUUCAAUUCUAUCUCGCGCUCCCGUUGCGUGCAGAGACUGUGUUCAAUAAUACGCAGUGGGUGCAAAGCGGAUUUUGCUUGACACUAACUGCAAAGCUCUCUGUCGCCGCGUCAGAUUCUUCGAUUGGCCAACAAGUAGCAAAACUCAGAGAGUCGUUAGACAUGUCUCUGAUACUCCAGCAGGUUAUCCUACGUGUCCAAGCCUUGGUCACGCCCCUGGUGGACGCACGAGGCGAAAGGGAUGUAUUUUAUCACUAUGAAAAUCGCCUUAAGCGCUUGCAGUGGUGGUAUGAAACUCAGAUGACGCAGAUUCCCGUCCAGCGCCAACACCAUGCUUCGCCAACAACAAUGGCAUAUAAUCAUAUUCCCACCGCGGGGCCAUCUCCAGUUUCGACAGAGGAUUUGCAAACCCAGUGGCCUAGUCUGUUGCCGGAUGCAACCAUUGACGACCUAUUCAACGAGUGGAAUCCCGAUAUGGGCAUCUAUUUUGGGUUUGAGUAA